Messenger RNA from Toxoplasma gondii ME49, 972 nucleotides. RefSeq names its product SNARE domain-containing protein. Gene Ontology annotation, biological process: intracellular protein transport; vesicle fusion; vesicle-mediated transport. The transcript is spliced from 10 exons. Gene Ontology annotation, cellular component: endomembrane system; SNARE complex; membrane. Gene Ontology annotation, molecular function: SNARE binding; SNAP receptor activity. The coding region runs from base 1 to 972 and encodes 323 amino acids. The record is from RefSeq and is a predicted model, not a curated record. Lineage: Eukaryota; Apicomplexa; Conoidasida; Eucoccidiorida; Sarcocystidae.
AUGGCGGCUACACUAGCAGCGAGGAACAUCACCUCCCAGUUUCUGAAGUACCGCAUGGAGUACAAAAGCAAGAAGCAUAGAUUCGGAAGAAGUCUUCUCGGCACAACUCACGUCUCUUCAGGAAACGCCGUCAUUUCUUCUCCCAUUAGCUCCCGAGGACGACAGAGGCUGCUUUCUUACCAAUCCGAUGAAGAUGAAGGAGUAGAAAUGACUACGACAAGCCAGCAACAACUGCCGCCUCUCUGGGCGGAUAUGGUUGAAGAGGCGCACGACGACGUGGAACAAAUCAAAGAAAAAAUGUCUCAGCUCCAGAAGGCGCAGCAGCGACGCCUGCUCAAAGUUUUCGAGGACGGAGAAGGCCAGGCGAAUCCGGACCUGGAAAUCGACGCUCUCACAGCCAAUCUCACCCACCUCUUCAAGCGAUGCGAAGGACGCGUGCAACAGAUUUGCGUGACUCAGACACCUGACAGCGACACUCGGUGUGACCAGCUGCUUCAGCAGAAUGCGCAGCGAAGUAUCGCUGCUCAGCUGCAGGCGCUAAAUGCAGCUUUUAGAAGUCAACAGAAAACGUAUCUUGCAGAGGUCAAACGGAGAACCCACGGGGAAGACAUCUUUGGAUCGUCGGACAGCGCGUCUGGAGACACAGGUUUCGCCGAUGACUUGACGUCCGAGCUUGCUCUGAUGGAGCAAGACGCAGAUCUGCGGCAAGGGGAGCUUGCUAAAAUUGCGCAGUCGAUGACGGAUCUGCACCAGAUCUUCAAGGACCUGAACAGUCUUGUUAUUGACCAGGGAACGAUUCUUGAUCGCAUCGACUACAAUGUCGAGCAAGUUCUCCAGAAUACGGCGCAAGCGAACGUGCAACUUCGCAAAGCUGAGGAAAAUCAGAGGAGCGGACGCGCUGCGCAGUGCAUCGUUUUUCUUGUCAUCACCAUUUUCUUUCUGCUCGUUCUGCUGAUCAUGAAACACACCUAA